This is a messenger RNA of Penicillium coprophilum, 1332 nucleotides long. Its product is annotated as Major facilitator superfamily domain general substrate transporter. NCBI's taxonomy places the organism in Eukaryota, Fungi, Ascomycota, Eurotiomycetes, Eurotiales, Aspergillaceae. Gene Ontology annotation, cellular component: membrane. Gene Ontology annotation, molecular function: transmembrane transporter activity. The transcript has 4 exons. Gene Ontology annotation, biological process: transmembrane transport. Bases 1 to 1332 code for a protein of 443 amino acids. The record is from RefSeq and is a predicted model, not a curated record.
AUGAUGUUGGAUAAGCGCGACGAACUGGAAGUGAUUACUUCUAGUAUACCUUCGACUCCGCCCAAUGAGAUCAAUGGAAAUGAUUUAGAAGAUGAAUAUAAAGCCAAACUCGAGAAGAGAGUGAUGCGAAAGAUUGAUUUUUGGCUCGUUGGGUUUUACUCAAUCGUAUACAUCUUCCGGGUCAUUGAUUCCAACAACUACUCCAAUGCCGCCAUAAUUAAUCUAGAAGCCGGCACUGGAAUCAAGAAAGAGCUCAACUUCAACUCCUCACAGUGGGCCUGGACGCAGUCUAUUUUCUCCUACAGCUACCUGAUUUUCGAGCCAACAAACACCAUCCUCCUCAAACGAGUCACGCCCUCGAGAUGGAUGUUCGUUCUAAUCUUGUCUUGGGGUAUCUGCGCUUGCGCUGCCGGCGCUGCACAGGACUUUCCGGGGAUGAUGUGUGUGCGAUUUGCAAUUGGAAUGGCUGAAGCCGGAUUUUACCCCUCUGUGCUCUAUCACAUGGCAUUCUGGUACAAGCCGUCCGAGCUGCGCUGGAGGAUUGCUCUUUUCUACUCUCUUGGUCAGAUUUCCGGUGCAUUGAGUGGGCUGUUGGCAUAUGCUAUCAGUUUUAUGGAUGGAGGCGGUGGGCUGUCAGGCUGGCGGUGGCUGUUUAUUAUCGAAGGUCUUCCCGCAAUCGCACUGUCUGUGGUAGCGUUAUUCGGUCUUCCAGACUAUCCCGAGAACGCUCGCAUUCCAACCCUGUACACCUUCACCGUAUACUGGAUUGGACAUGGUAUUGGUGGAUUCGGAGUGAAUUACGCGUUGCCUACUGUUAUCUACGAGCUUGGUUUUACCUCGACGGCCUUAUCACAGCUGAUGAAUAUUCCUCCAUACGUCGCAUGUUUUCUUUUCUUGAAUACCCUUGGGUAUUGGCUACACAAAGGAUGGAUUAGACCCUGGACCACUGCUGUCGCGAUUGAAAGCACGAUAAUCAUAUGCUAUAUCAUCCUCAUUACUGUUCCAAACUCAGUCGUGAAAUACCUGGCGUUGGUUGUAGCCACCGCUUGUGCCGGAUCUGCAUACCCUGUCAUUUGGCCAGAACGUAUUCGUGCGCUCGAGGGCACAGUGGCCGUGGGAAUUGGCAUUGGGUUGACAAAUGCCAUGGCUCAGUUUAGCGGCAUUGCUGGGCCCCAUAUAUACAGUACGGUGUUUGGGCCGACUUAUAAAGUGUCAUAUGUUAUCUGUCUUUGCUUCUUGUGUGCGGCCAUCUUGGGCAUUUUGGCUUCGUGGUGGCUUGUCUGGAGGAAAGAUAGGAGAACUGAAUUAGACACAAUUGGAGAAGAUGCAUGA